AACUCAAAGAAGAGACAGAAAAAAAAGAAAAGGAGAGAAAUCCUCAAAAUCCAUUUAAAAGAAAGAAAAAAAAGACUUCUUUAAAGAAAAUGGGGAAAGGAGGAAACUAUGUGACGGUGGCGACUUCGGAGGUAGAGGAGCUACGGCGGAAGAACGGAGAGAUGGAAAAAGCGGUGGAGGAAAUGAAGAAAGAGAUGCUGCAGCUGUGGCGGCGAACGCAGGUGGCGGAGGAGGCAGAGGAGCGUCUCUGUUCUCAGCUCGCCGAGCUCGAAGCCGAGUCUCUGGACCAGGCGCGUGAUUACCACUCUCGAAUCCUCUUCCUCAUGAACGAGCUCUCUCGUCUCUCCUCUUCCUCCUCCUCCGAUUUGGCCUCGCCGUAGAUAGAUACAAAGAUACAGGAUAUAUGUGUAUAAUGGUAGAUUCUUAGAUUGUUGGAUGUAUCUGAGUUUACCAAAAAUUGGCUCGUAUCAAUGCCAAUCUGUAGAGUUUUAUCUUUGAAAAUUUCCAUGCAAAAAAAAUGAUAUUGUUGGAAUAUAUAUGGAUGAAGUCUAUGAAUAACACAAAUUUUGUUUUACAA
Eutrema salsugineum is the source of this 577-nucleotide messenger RNA. Its product is annotated as protein RESPONSE TO LOW SULFUR 2. The record is from RefSeq and is a predicted model, not a curated record. The transcript has a single exon. Gene Ontology annotation, biological process: cellular oxidant detoxification. The coding region runs from base 90 to 380 and encodes 96 amino acids. Lineage: Eukaryota; Viridiplantae; Streptophyta; Magnoliopsida; Brassicales; Brassicaceae.